AUGCAGCGGGUAGACAGACUUAGGUUUAACAUUGGGCAAGAGAUCUCUCUUCUGAGAGUUCUCUUCUCAAAGGCUUCUGUGUCUUUCCAGAGCAUUAGUAUGAAUUCUUCAACUAUGGCCAAAGAAGAUGGCUUGAAGAUUAUUCAAUUAAAGGUAUCUGUUAACUGCUGUGAAGGAUGCAAGAGAAAAGUAUUGAAGGCCUUGAGCAUUAAAGGUGUUUUGAAGACAGAAAUCCACCCAACUCUGGCCAAAGUGACUGUUUAUGGGAGUGUAGAUGUCGAUACUCUUAUCAAGAAACUGGCUAAACGUGGCAAAACAGCAGAGUUAUGGUCAUCAGAAUCUAUAGCAGAAACCAAUCCAGAUAUCAGCCAAGAUAAGGACAUUGAAACUGUGAAAAAGAACAAAGAUGGAGACAGUUCUAGCUCCAUGAAAGAAUACACGCAUAUGAAAUAUAUCAACAGUGAGAAGAAACAAAGUGAAACCUCCACGUCUGAUGCUUCAAAUGCCACAUUUCCUACAGGGUUUACACCAGUUGUUCCUCCUUCGAGCAUGAUGCUAUCUCAUGCAAGGGUGUUUUAUCCAAUGGAACCAAGUAGUGCCCCCAUGGCAUACUACAUUGUAAGCCCACAAUAUCCUGGUUAUGCUGGAGAUCAUGGUCAUUAUCCCUACCAAGUUCCAGUCUAUCAUCAUCAUCAUCCUUAUCCUCCUCUACCACCACAGCCUCCAGUGAUGCAAUCACAAAUUACCGGGUUUUCGGAUUACUUCAAUGAUGAAAACACGGUUGGUUGCCGAGUGAUGUGAGACAAUAUGUAUAUCUAUGUUUGCCACUGAUCAAUGUA
Messenger RNA from Dioscorea cayenensis subsp. rotundata (Guinea yam), 839 nucleotides. RefSeq lists its product as uncharacterized. The record is from RefSeq and is a predicted model, not a curated record. The transcript has 4 exons. NCBI's taxonomy places the organism in Eukaryota, Viridiplantae, Streptophyta, Magnoliopsida, Dioscoreales, Dioscoreaceae. Gene Ontology annotation, molecular function: metal ion binding. The coding region runs from base 1 to 801 and encodes 266 amino acids.